Messenger RNA from Lampris incognitus (smalleye Pacific opah), 3061 nucleotides. RefSeq names its product KIT proto-oncogene, receptor tyrosine kinase a (gene kita). Gene Ontology annotation, biological process: positive regulation of receptor signaling pathway via JAK-STAT; positive regulation of MAP kinase activity; Fc receptor signaling pathway. Gene Ontology annotation, cellular component: signaling receptor complex. The record is from RefSeq and is a predicted model, not a curated record. Bases 110 to 3061 code for a protein of 983 amino acids. Lineage: Eukaryota; Metazoa; Chordata; Actinopteri; Lampriformes; Lampridae. Gene Ontology annotation, molecular function: ATP binding; cytokine binding; transmembrane receptor protein tyrosine kinase activity. The transcript is spliced from 21 exons.
CACAGCCCCCAGUUCAACUUCUCAGCACUCGCUUAAGGGAGUACGGCUGGCUGCUCAGCACACAGACCACUAGGCGCACCUUGCCAGCCAAACCCAUGGAAUUAUAACUAUGGAUUACCACUGGAUACUGUUUUCUGUCUGUUUACAGUUAACCAUCCAUCCAGGAAACACCAGGCCCUCCAUCACCCCCAGUGGGCCGCACCUUGUCAUUCUGAUCAACACACCCCUCAGCCUGCGCUGUCAGGGUGAGCAGGUGGUUCUGUGGCAGCGGGAAGACAAGCUAAAAGUGCGGAGGGAAGAGAGGAGUAAUGGUGUGUCCAUUCUGCACAUACCCAGGGCACAACCUGUCCACAUGGGCCGCUACAUCUGCCUGGAGGAGAGGUCAGGAGAGCAAACCUCAGUCUACAUUUAUGUGAAAGAUCCUGGCAAUGCCUUCAGAAAAUCGAUGGUAUUCAACAUCUUGGCUCGUGUGGGAGAUACUGCUUCCAUUCCAUGUUUGGCAACAGACCCAGGCCUGGUCAACUUGCGCCUUGAAACAUGCCAUGGUGGCGCAUUGACCUCUGGCCUCCAGUAUUCUGCCAGCCUGGAGAAAGGCAUCAUUAUCUACAACACAACAAAAGCCUAUCAGAGCUGUUACAUCUGCACAGGCAAACUGGGAGAAACCCUUGUCAAAUCGAAUCGCUAUGAUCUGACAGUGAGAUCAGUCCCUAAUGCGCCUCCUGUAAUUGAGAUGCAGGCACCAAAAAAAGUGAUUCUAAUCCAUGGCCAGCAGCUCUCCCUCACAUGCAGUACCACUAAUGUCAAUGGUGACAUCAAACUUAAAUGGAUCCCCCCACCUGGCUCGCAACCAGCAAAGGUUGACAGCGCUUCACGUAUCCUGACUGAGCCCUUCACUCAUGUGCGCAGCGCGACCCUACAUAUCACUUCAGUGAGAGCGCAAGAUGUUGGAAGUUACCAGUGUGAGGCUCAGAACGAAAAAGGGACCAGCUCUAAGUUUGUGAGGCUGGAUGUUUAUGACCAAGGCUACAUCAACCUAAAUACCACAGAGAACAGUACCAUUCGCGUGCGGUCCGGCGAAAGCCUAUCCCUUAAAGUCGAUAUGGAGGCCUACCCAAAACCCCAUGUCUUUACCUGGAGCUUUAUGGACCAACAACUAUUGAACACCACAGACCAUGUCAUCACCACACAGAAUUCCCAUUCACAUAGGUACAGCAGUGAGUUAAGACUGGUGCGGCUGAAAGUGUCAGAGGGAGGGCUUUACACCUUCCAAGCUUCCAAUGGCGACGCCACAGUCAAUCAAUCUUUCACAGUCUUUGUAAUCAGUAAACCUGAGAUUGUAUCCCAUGAAGGGCCGGUAGAUGGACAGGUGCGCUGUGUAGCAGAGGGAUUCCCGGCCCCCCAGAUCACCUGGUAUUACUGUGAGCAGCCCUACAUUAGAUGCUCCCAACAGGUGAAUGCCACCCAAGAGGAGCAGGAUGUCAUCACAGUGACAGUGGUUAGUCCCUUGUUUGGAAAAUCCGAGGUGGAGAGUCGAUUAAACAUCAGCAGAGGACGGUUUCACACUUUAGAGUGUGUUGCCACAGUGGAAGGAGAGCAGGCCUACACCCUCUUCUCUAUCAGUGAGAGGACUGUUUCCCAUGAGCUUUUUACACCUCUGCUCAUUGGCUCUGUGUCAGCAGCAGCUAUCCUCUGUCUCAUCCUUACUGUGCUAUUCUACAAGUACAUGCAGAAACCAAAAUACCAGAUUCAAUGGAAAGUCAUUGAGGGCAUUCAUGGAAACAAUUAUGUUUACAUUGACCCUACACAGCUGCCAUAUGAUCACCAAUGGGAAUUUCCUCGAGACAAACUACGGUUCGGGAAGACACUGGGAUCUGGUGCUUUUGGGAAAGUGGUGGAAGCUACAGCUUAUGGACUCUCCAAAGCAGAUUCAGUCAUGACUGUCGCUGUGAAAAUGCUCAAACCGAGCGCCCAUGCCACAGAGAAAGAGGCACUGAUGUCAGAGCUGAAAGUUCUCAGUUAUUUGGGAAAUCACAUGAACAUUGUCAACCUCCUGGGAGCCUGCACUAUUGGAGGCCCCACACUUGUGAUUACAGAGUAUUGCUGCUUUGGAGACCUCCUUAACUUUCUGCGCAGGAAGAGAGAAUCCUUCAUCUACUCCAAGAUGGAAGACAACUGCUAUUACAGGAAUGUCAUGCAGCAGAGAGACAUAGAUUGUGACAGCAGGAACGGCUACAUGGCCAUGAGGCCUUCUGUUGCUGGAGCUCCGCAGCCAAGCUCAUCUGAGAAGAGACGCUCACUACGCAAAGGUGCUUCGUACAGUGAUGCAGAUGUUGCGAGUGAAAUGCUUCACGAAGAUGGAUUAUCUCUAGACACUGAGGACCUCCUGAGCUUUUCCUAUCAAGUGGCCAAAGGCAUGGACUUCCUCGCCUCAAAGAAUUGCAUCCACAGAGAUCUGGCUGCCAGAAAUAUCCUACUAACACAAGGAAGAGUGGCAAAGAUCUGUGAUUUUGGCCUGGCCCGGGACAUUACCACUGACUCCAACUAUGUAGUUAAGGGCAAUGCUCGACUGCCAGUGAAAUGGAUGUCACCAGAAAGUAUCUUCGAGUGUGUCUACACGUUUGAGAGUGAUGUGUGGUCCUAUGGCAUCUUACUCUGGGAAAUCUUCUCACUAGGAAAUAGCCCGUACCCUGGUAUGCCUGUUGACUCCAAGUUCUACAAACUGAUAAAGGAUGGAUACAGAAUGGAUGCUCCAGAAUUUGCACCCAGUGAAAUGUAUCAGAUCAUGAGGUCCUGCUGGGAUGCUGACUCCUUCAAGAGACCCCACUUUAGGAAAGUCGUGGAGCAGAUUGAGCAGCAGCUGUCAGAUACCACUAAGCAUAUUUAUCUGAACUUCAGUACCCGGAUUCCUCUGACAUCUGGAGUGAGGGAGGACCAGAGUAGUCAGAGCUCAGCAUUUCAACACGUCAACUCGGUUGGCACUUACAACGCUGCGGCUCACCCUCUACUGGCCCACGAUGAGGUCUUCCUGGAAGGAAUGGGCCUCAGAGCCCAUCGAGUGUAA